Molecule: messenger RNA, 1051 nt
Organism: Contarinia nasturtii (swede midge)
Lineage: Eukaryota; Metazoa; Arthropoda; Insecta; Diptera; Cecidomyiidae
Product: midnolin homolog
Exons: 5
Coding region: 115-906 (263 amino acids)
Source: RefSeq, a predicted model, not a curated record
AUUGUAUAAAAUCCAAGUGUUUGAUCGAAUCAAGUAUCAGUCGUCUGAUAUCAGUCAUUUGACCAAAUAUUCAGUGUUACCAAAAAAAAACAAACAAAUUCAAAAAAUAUCAAAAUGAAGGUGCUCGUUGUCCUUGCUCUCUGCGUUUGCGCAUCACAAGCUUUUUUCUUGGGCGGUAGCUCAAGCGGUUCAUCAUCAUCAUCAUCAUCGUCGUCAUCUUCAUCGAAACCAGUCAAAGUUGUUAAAAUUAUCAAUAUCGAUGGUGGUUCGGCAGCAGCAGGUGGAUGGUCAGGCUCGUCAUCAUCAGCAGGAUCAGCCAACGUUCAGCCACAUGAAAUUGUAAAAAUAAUCCAUGUUAAUGGUGGCAGCUCAGGUUCAAGCUCAAGCGGUGGAUGGUCAAGUGGCGGAUCCUCAGCAAUUGCCGCUGCACCAGCUGCACCAACCAAAAUUAUCAAGAUUAUCAAUGGUGGUUCAGUAAGCGGUGGACAUGGACACGAACACGGACAUGGGCACGAACACGGACAUGGACACGGACACGGUUAUUCAUACGGUGCUUCUGCUGCUGCAGUACCAGUUAAAAUCAUCAAGGUCAUCGAUGGUGGAUACGCUUCAUCAGGCUACUCAUCAGGCGGAUAUGCUUCAUCAAGCAGUUUCUCAUCAGGCGGAUAUGCUGCCGCCGCACCAGCUCCACAAAUCAUCAAGAUCAUUACACAAUCAGCACCCGCACCCUCACCCGUUUACUCCGCACCAGCUGCCGCGCCUGCCCAACAAUACGCUGCCCAUGCCCAACAAUACGCCGCCCCAGCUGCUGCUCCAGCACCAGUUUAUGGAGCCCCUUCUGUAGCACAAGCAGCCGCCCCAUCUCCAGCAAGCGGCUACUCGUAUCCAGCACCAAGCAGUUGGUAAACGAACCAAAAAAACCUAUUUAAAAUAAGGCAAAUUUUCAACGAAAAUUUGCUAUUGUUAAAAACAAUCGAUAAAAUUGUAUUGUGUUGACUAGUGAAAUUCAAAGAAAAAAAUCUUAAUAAAAUUGACUUAAAGUACAAAUAAA